Haemonchus placei is the source of this 720-nucleotide messenger RNA. The record is from the annotation of a GenBank genome assembly. Lineage: Eukaryota; Metazoa; Nematoda; Chromadorea; Rhabditida; Trichostrongylidae.
AUGAUUUCCUGUAUUCCGAUAAUUUUUGUCGACCAAAAGACUUAUCAAUUUGGAUGGGCCCGGCGGCCGUCGAUGCUGCUGGUCUGCGGACCUUCGAAGGCGGCCGUCUAUGGUUUGCCAUCCUGCUACCGCUCUGCAAUCAUCAAACCUCAUCUCCAAGGAGUUUCGGCACGUGAAAUCCACCAGUGUUUUGGUGUACAUCGCAGUGUCAUCUACAGGACCAUUAAACGCUACAGGGAGCUAGGAACCGAUCCGGAAGAGGAAGGCGUGCCACCGUCGCUACCACGGAAAGAAGUAAAGAAGGAACGAUCAAGGGUGCUGUUCAGAAGAUUAAGGAACAGACGCAUCAAAGGGAUGAGGAUGAGGGAUCUAUUCACGGAGGAGAAGUUGUUCACAGUAGAACAGGUGAUCAACAAGCAGAACGACCACGUCUAUGUUGUUUCGAACCCGCACGCGACUGCAGGCCGUUCUUCUCAUCCUGCUUCUGUCAUGGUUUUUGCUGGAAUCACGGCUUGCAAGACACCACCGUGGUUCGUUCCUGAUGGGACUAAAGAGGAUAGACAAAACUGUCUGGACAUUUUGAAGGAUAAAUUGCUCCCCUGGGCUAAUUCUCACUUUGGCAACUUCUGUACCUUCCAGCGGGACGGGGCCCCCGCAACACAGUUCGACUACGGCGCAACAAUGGUGCAAAGAAAACCUUCCCGACGUAAUCGCCUUUAA